CAACCUUCCUAUAACCAAAAGAAAAAAAAUUGAAAUUCAAUUCAAUUUUUGGGCAUGUAUAGAGAAAUAUUCACAAUGGGCAUGGACUAGGAACUAAAACAAAUUUCAACCAAGCAUCCCAUUUCUACAGACGUAUAUCACAUUCAUUUCAAGAUAAAAAUGGAGCCACAUAGUAGGAGAUUUCUAGAGAUUGGUGUCCUCAAAGAGCCCCACGAGAUACGCCUCGGCAGCCUCCUAGAGAGCAGCGACUGCACUGCUCUGGAACUUGAGAUCGGUCUUGAAAUCCUAAGCGAUCUCUCGCACAAGGCUCUAGAACAGAAGCUUUCGGAUCAAGAGCUCAGUACGCUUUGGUACUUCCUGAUCUCUCUCAGAGCCACAGUUCCCGGCCUGAAACGGUGAGGCUUCUUCACUCCUCCGGUGGCCGGUGCUGAUUUACGAGCAGCCUAGGCGGCAAGCUGCUUCCUCGGCGCCUUGCCUCCGGUCGACUUCCUGGCUGUUUGCUUAGUACGAGCCAUCUUAGGGAACAACAGUGAGAUUCUAAGGAAUUUUGGGAGAGGGGGGAAGCGGGAACUUUCGAAAUUUGUGGCGCUUCUCAUCGCCGUCGGUGAGAAGAGAGAGUGCAGACCAAAUUCAAUUCAAA
Rubroshorea leprosula is the source of this 640-nucleotide messenger RNA. NCBI's taxonomy places the organism in Eukaryota, Viridiplantae, Streptophyta, Magnoliopsida, Malvales, Dipterocarpaceae. The record is from the annotation of a GenBank genome assembly.